AUGGCACCAUCAACACGCAGGCUGAUGGUCCAGCGCCCAUGGUCCAAGGCUUCUAAAGCAUGUCUGCUUCACGCCAACCCAAUAUGCCCAAUAGGCAUCCGCCACUCAUCAUCGUCAUCAAUACCGACUGAGACAACAACAACAGCAGCAGCAGCAGAAGAAGAAGAAGAAGAGCCCGCCGAGACGCGCAAGAGCCCAUACGGACCAUGGCGCAAGCUACCCCCAACCGAGCCCCUGCGCAUCCUCUUCUGCGGCUCAGACGAGUUCAGCUGCCCCUCCCUGAGGGCACUGCACAGGCUGCAGGCCGACAAGCCCAAGCUCAUCAGGUCCAUCGACGUGCUGGUGCGGCCGGGCAAGCCCGCAGGGCGGGGCAUGAAGCGCAUCGCGACGGGGCCUCUGUUCGACCUGGCCGAGGUGCUCGGGCUCCCGGUCCACAAGCGCGACACCUUCACGGGGUGGGAGCUGCCGCUGCCGGGCCACGUGCGGCACCAUGUGACGGGCGAGGUGCUGCGGCACCCGGCGGCCCACGAGAACUCGCAGCACCAGCCCUUCAACCUGAUCGUGGCCGUGAGCUUCGGGCUGUUCGUGCCCCCGCGCAUCCUGCGCUCCGUGCGCUUCGGCGGGCUCAACGUCCACCCGUCCAUGCUGCCCGACCUGCGCGGGCCCGCGCCCCUGCAGCACGCCCUGCUGCGCCGGCGGGCCCACGUCGGCGUCACCCUGCAGACCCUGCACGAGCUGCACUACGACCGCGGCUCCGUCCUCGCCCAGACGCCCUGGCCGGGCCUGCCCGUGCCCGAGGGCUGCGACGUGCGCGGGCUGCACGACAUGCUUGCCGACAAGGGCGCCGAGCUCCUCGCCGGCGCCCUCCAGAGGCGCGUCUUCGUGCCGCCGCUGCAGUUCGCAGGCUGGGAGCCCACGCAUGAGGACCUGGACCGCGGGCUCGUCGUGGACGCGCCCAAGGUGUCCAAGGCCGACUCCAUGGUCGACUGGGCCUGCGGGACCUGGGGCAGGGACAAGACGCUGUACCCGGAGGGGUGGACCGCCCAGGACCUGGCGGCGAGGUUUCGCGCCGUGGGCGUCAAGCUCGACCGUGGGGCGAGCAACACGGGCCUGUGGACGCAUGCCAUCACUGCCAAGAACCCGCACGAGAAGAGGCUCAUCUUCGAGGACGUCGAGGCCGUCGAGUGUCCUGAGACCCUGAGGGAGGUCGUGCUCACGAUCGCGCAGGCCAAGUUGUCAGGGCUGCCGCCGUGGCUGGUAGAGCAGUCAAGGAACCGGCGGUUGCCACCAAAGACCCAGACGGCAGUCUUUGAACAGAAGGAUCCUCUCGAUGUAAAUGGCCCGACCGAGUUCAGGGUGCCGUACCUGAUGGACGAGCACGGUGCAGUCACAAUCCCCAUCAAGGUACCAUAUCGCAUCAUCGACGGGCUUGUAAAUUCCGCCCACCAAGAGGGCCAGCUGGAUGCCAUCAGGAUCAAAAGAAUCAAGGUUGAGGGCGCCAAGAGCAAGGAGGCCGCCCAUGCUAUUUCUGAGUUCAAGGAGGCCCACGUAACGGUGAGGGAUAUCUCGCUGAUGGAAUACAGCAUGGAAACCAUCACCAGACUCGUCGGGUAA
Messenger RNA from Diaporthe batatas, 1614 nucleotides. RefSeq names its product methionyl-tRNA formyltransferase. Gene Ontology annotation, molecular function: methionyl-tRNA formyltransferase activity. The record is from RefSeq and is a predicted model, not a curated record. Gene Ontology annotation, biological process: conversion of methionyl-tRNA to N-formyl-methionyl-tRNA; biosynthetic process. The transcript has a single exon. Lineage: Eukaryota; Fungi; Ascomycota; Sordariomycetes; Diaporthales; Diaporthaceae. Gene Ontology annotation, cellular component: mitochondrion. Bases 1 to 1614 code for a protein of 537 amino acids.